GUGUGUGUCUCCAUCAGAGACGCGCCGGCCAGCCAUAUAGCUAUAGCGAGAGCGGAGCGCGAAGCACCACAUUCCCAUCGGGAAUCCGCCGCCUCGGGCUUCGCCGCAAUCCUACGCUAACUCAACGCCGCACCAGAUUCACGCUCGCUCUAGCUAGCUAGCUACAAACUCCCAGCCGCCUGGCCGGAGGCGGACGGCCAGCCGCCGCUCUCGCUACCAUCAGCGGCAAGUAGCCGCGCGCACAGCUAGAGAUCGAUCGCGAUCGUGAUCGUGACCGCGCGCGGCCGGUUGACUGCCCUACUGCUCAGCGUGUGGACAUAUCGAUUGGCCGGCGGCGCCCGGAUCGACGACGGGAGGGAGAUAUCGUCGUCAUGUUCGAGGGGAUGGAUCGGGCGGGCUACGGCGUCGGCGUCGGCGGCGCGGGGGCGGUGGGAGCCGGGGUGGUGCUGUCGCGGGACCCCAAGCCGCGGCUGCGGUGGACGCCCGACCUGCACGAGCGCUUCGUCGAGGCCGUCACCAAGCUCGGCGGGCCUGACAAGGCAACUCCCAAGUCGGUGUUGAGACUGAUGGGCAUGAAAGGGCUUACUUUGUACCACCUCAAGAGCCAUCUUCAGAAAUAUAGGCUUGGAAAGCAGAACAAGAAAGAUACAGGCCUGGAAGCCAGCAGAGGAGCCUUUGCUGCACAUGGCAUCAGUUUUUCCACUGCAGCACCUCCUACCAUUCCAUCGGCCGAAAAUAACAAUACAGGGGAAACACCACUGGCGGAUGCAUUGAGGUAUCAAAUUGAGGUCCAAAGGAAACUGCACGAGCAGCUCGAGGUUCAGAAGAAGCUUCAAAUGCGAAUUGAGGCCCAAGGGAAAUACCUGCAAUCGAUACUAGAGAAAGCCCAAAAUAACCUCUCCUACGAUGCAACUGGAACUGCAAAUCUUGAAGCAACCAGAACGCAGCUUACAGAUUUCAACCUAGCUCUUUCAGGGUUCAUGAACAAUGUUUCGCAGGUGUGCGAACAGAACAAUGGGGAACUAGCGAAAGCGAUAUCUGAAGACAAUCUCAGAACUAGCGAUCUAGGCUUUCAGCUCUACCAUGGAAUUCAGGAGUCUGAAGAUGUCGAAUGCUCUCAAGAUGAAGGCUUACUGCUGCUAGAUUUGAAUAUCAAAGGAGGAUAUGAUCACCUGUCCUCCGGCGCCAUGCGAGGCGGCGAAUCCGGUCUGAAGAUCAGUCAGCACAGGAGGUAAACAUA
Molecule: messenger RNA, 1240 nt
Organism: Oryza brachyantha (malo sina)
Lineage: Eukaryota; Viridiplantae; Streptophyta; Magnoliopsida; Poales; Poaceae
Product: myb family transcription factor PHL11-like
Exons: 6
Coding region: 372-1235 (287 amino acids)
Molecular function (GO): DNA binding; DNA-binding transcription factor activity
Source: RefSeq, a predicted model, not a curated record